Megalops cyprinoides (Indo-Pacific tarpon) is the source of this 1396-nucleotide messenger RNA. It is a transcript of the gene pex26, whose product is annotated as peroxisomal biogenesis factor 26. The transcript is spliced from 5 exons. Gene Ontology annotation, molecular function: protein-containing complex binding; ATPase binding. The record is from RefSeq and is a predicted model, not a curated record. Gene Ontology annotation, cellular component: peroxisomal membrane; peroxisome. Bases 94 to 1041 code for a protein of 315 amino acids. NCBI's taxonomy places the organism in Eukaryota, Metazoa, Chordata, Actinopteri, Elopiformes, Megalopidae. Gene Ontology annotation, biological process: protein import into peroxisome membrane; protein import into peroxisome matrix.
UGUAGAUGAAUGGGAAUGCACUGUGCAAAAAUUCAGCAGGAAAUGAGCUCUUAGCUUGCUAUCUACGGUAACCGUUAAGACGGCUGCAGAAACAUGAGGAGCAGUUCGUCCACAUCACUGGCGCGUGUGCGCAGCCUGGGCUCGGUUCGUCUCAGUAGUCCUCCGAUUUGUUCUGGUUCAGCUCAAGUUCUCGGGUUGCUAGAUUUAGCCGCCGAACAGUUAAUGGUGCGUAGAGAUUUUCAAACAGCAUUCGACACAUGCGAAAGAGGGUUGGACAGUCUUGGAAGCGUCGGUGAGCAAGGAGAAUCCAGCUCCAGGUAUGGAGAGUUGAAGGCAGCUCUGUGUGUAGUGGCGAUCCAAGCUUUGGCAGAACUCAACCAGUGGCGGAGGGUGCUCGCAUGGGUAAUUCAGCAGUAUGGUAGACCUGAGAAAAUUCCAGCAAAAAUUGUGCAAUUGUGCAUUCUCCUCUAUGCCAAGGUGGGUGAGCCAGCCACAAUGCAGGAGGUUGGCCACGACUGGCUGAAGUUUCAUGCCAGCGGGGGCGUACCAGCGUUCGGCACAGUUGCAGAGCUGUACCUCAUACAUGUGCUUUUGCCGCUGGGUCGAUUGGCAGAGGCACGUGAGCUGGUAGUGGGUGAGGUGGGAGUUGUGGCAUUCACUGAGGAGCAGAGGCGAACCGCGCUGGACAUUGUGGAGAGCCAGGAGAGCUGCAGGCCUGGACAGAGCCCCAGCCCCAGCCCCAGCCCUUUACCGAGCCCAGCACAGAGCACUCAGCUAAGCACACACAGAGGUGCUGCCACUCAGAGGCUCCAGGCGGUAUUGCAGUUGGUGUACAGGGGGCUCUCUGUGGCAAAGAGAAGCCUGCGGUCAUUCCCCCUCCGUAGGGUGCUCCUGGCUGCUUUCCUGCUCUACCUGCUCCUAGUACGGCUGGACCCAGCACUCCCCUCGUCCUUCCCUUGGCUCUCACGUCUGCUGCAAAUGUUCAGACAGAUGUGGGACACUAUGUUUGCACCAUACUACCGUGCCAGCGCACCACGCUAAAAGUACACCUGCAUUGAAGCCUUUCUUUGCACAGGGACAUUGACUCCCAACACUAAACUCCUUUGACAUCACCAUGGCUUCCAACACUAGCACUGCAGGAACAUGGCUGACCCUCCACCUUUUACAUGCUGGUCUGGACUUGAAAUGUUUAGGGUCUGUUCUGUUAUCACAGGCUUAUGACAUGAGAAGAGGAAUUGAAUUGAACAGUGAAUUCAGUUUGUCGUUUUAUCCAGAACUGUUUGGAGAUGUAUUAAAAUAAAUAUCUAGAUUAUAUACCUUCACUCACUGUGAUUCUGUUGGGAAGGAUUAUGAGCAGCAGUGGGCAGGCUAAUUACAAAUGAUCAGUUUACCAUUU